Molecule: messenger RNA, 3670 nt
Organism: Eleginops maclovinus (Patagonian blennie)
Lineage: Eukaryota; Metazoa; Chordata; Actinopteri; Perciformes; Eleginopidae
Gene: esama
Product: endothelial cell adhesion molecule a
Exons: 7
Coding region: 308-1660 (450 amino acids)
Biological process (GO): homophilic cell-cell adhesion
Cellular component (GO): adherens junction; plasma membrane
Molecular function (GO): cell-cell adhesion mediator activity
Source: RefSeq, a predicted model, not a curated record
ACACACACACACAGAAGUACUCGCUGGCGGAGCGGGAGUAGCAGAUGCAGCUGAGCGUUAAGAAGAGUAGCAGAAGAAGAGUGGUUACAGACCUCCAGUGUCCGCUCCACUGUGUCACCAUCUCAGCAGAGUCAGGAGGAUUCCCGCCGCUCUGUGGGACCGGACGGCUCCUCACAUUUCCUCACCCCAAGUGUCUCUUACCUUCCGCAGCUGGCUCUGUGCUGGGCUCGGGGGGAAACACCUGCCAGACUGAGCCUGAGGCGGACAGAGUCACAGAGGUGAAGGACACUAGCAGUCAGUCUCAACCAUGGAGCUCUCCAACACUUCGAGGAAACUUGCUCUGCUCUCACUCACCUUUCUGUGGGUGCUCUCAGGUGUAUGGGCCCAGAUUCAGAUGCCCAAGCCCAGUAUCGAAGUGAUCCAGGGUCAGACGGUGGUUCUGGGAGCCUUGUAUAGCAUGGGGCCCGGCAGUGACCUGAGCCUCAACACCAUCAUCUGGAACUUUCAGACACCUGACACCACCCAGCUGGUCAUCUCCUACAUCAAAGGCUCCAUCAGCGUGGACAGCCCCCAGUUCAAGGGCCGUGUUGGCUUCAGCUCCAGCAUGCCCUCAGAAAAUUUGUCUCUGAACAUCAACGACACCCGGGAGUCCGACUCAGGGCGCUACCUCUGCCAGGUCAUCAGCCCCAUUGGCCCCAGCCACACCGCCCAGCUCUCUCUGGACGUGAAGGUUCCUCCUGCGGUCCCUAAGUGCUCUGUGUCGGGGAAGCCGGUGCUGAAGGGCAACGUGACUCUGAGCUGCACCUCCAGCUCCGGGAAGCCCCUCCCUCUAUACCGGUGGAAGAAGAGCAGCCCCACCUCUGAGGUCUUCUUCUCCCCCAUGCUCAAUGAGAAGACCGGCACUCUGAAGUUGAGCAACCUGAGCAGCAACAUGUCGGGGAAGUACGAGUGCACCGCCAGCAACUCGGCUGGCUCCGAGAGCUGCUCCAUCAACCUGGAUAUCAUCACCUCCACCAAUGUGGGGAUGAUUGUUGGAGCCACAGUGGGCUCAGUCAUUGGCUUCAUCUUCCUCCUCCUCAUCUGCCUCGUUUUCCUGGUGAAGAUGCGGAGAAACAACGAGGACGACAUGGCUAACGAGAUCAAGGAGGACGCUCAGGCUCCUAAGCGUGUGUCCUGGGCUAAGAGUGGCAUGGGAUCAGACAUCAUCUCUAAGAACGGCACCAUGUCCUCCAUCGGCUCCAGCCCUCACCACAAAGAGCAUUCCCACCACCACCUGCAGCAGUACCCACAGCGCCCCCCCUCAGACACCGCCUCCAUCAUCACCGCCACGGGCAGCAUGGCCGGAUACCGCCCGUCCCGCCAUCAUGGCGCCUCCACCCCCACCCAUUACAGCUACAACAACAACAGCACCCUGCCGCGGGGGCAGGCCAUCCCCUCUGAGGCCAGCACCAACGGCAGCUCCCUCCCCAGGCCAGAGCGCUACACCCAGCUGCCCCAGGCCCAGGUGCUCCCGCAGACCUACAGCCAGCCUCAGCACCUUCAGGCGGCCCCCGUCGCCCCACCGCUGCCCACUUCCACGGUCACUGCCUCAAACAUCGCCCGCAUGGGAGGGGUGCCCAUCAUGGUGCCUGCACAGAACCAGGCGGGCUCUCUGGUGUAAACAGAAAAAGGACAGCCCCUCACACUUGGGGGAGGUCAGCUGCAGAUGUUUAAAGGAAGUCUAUAACUCGUAUUUAGCGGUGAAUACAGCAGACGGAAAAUCAAAUCCACUUCUGACGCUGCUCUCACUGUCGGAAACAAACUGUUUUCCUCAUACUGUUGUCUUUUAUAUUCUUUAUGCGCUCUUUACAUUUCAAACUGUAUGCUGUGGAUAUGAUUUUCAUACAUUUGUCAAGUAUCCACUUUUCUACUUUAUCAAAUGCAUUUCUAACGUUAUAUUUCCUUUGUUGCAUAUUUUUCAAACGUGUAUUAUACUUUUUCUCCUGCAAGUUCCACAGAAUGAAGCACAUGGAUCAGGACUGGGGGCUUUCAUGCGUGUCACUUGAAUAUUAAAUAAUGAAGAAGAGGGCUACAGGUCAGCUGAGCUGUGUCCUUUAUCUUUAUAUUAACAAACCUAAAGAUAGAAAAUAGAUUUUAGCACUCUAUAUCAGAUAGAGGAGUGAAUGUGGCUUGGGUGGGGGGCUGGGUGUAGAAUAUGAAGAUGUGUAAUAAUGAGGGUAUUGCUGCAGCAGAAGGACAUUAUAAAUGAUGCAGGUUUGGCAUUGCAAAACAUUUUAAUCCUUCUUUUGGCUUUACUUCUGUCGGUGGUUCAGAUUAUAAAAUGCUCUUAGACUGAAUUCUUUAAACACAGAUUAGCAGAAGCCUCUUAGAAUAUUGAGCAGUAUUUAGAAAUGCUGUUUGGUGACUGCCUAACACGAGUACAAACGUUGAAUAAUUUAAAGUUGCCUGCUAAAUUGAAAUUGUAAAUAUGAUAUUUAUUGUCUUACAGCAUAGCAUCGCAUCCGGCCGGUAAAGGGAAAAUAAUACAGGUCACAUGUUUGCCUGCAACACUGCAUACUGAACCAAAGAUAAACAGGAUGUAACGCUUCAUUAUUUCAACAUGUAUUUUAUUUGAUUUGAUUUCCGUUUUUUUCUACUUCAGGUCAGUUGAAAAAAAAUCUUUUUUUGCCAAGUCCCAGUAACAGGAAGCUGAUAUGAGUUUCUAAAUCAGUAUCACUGUUGUCCACGUGUUUUUCCUGAAGGUGCUCUGAUACCAUUUCCUAUCAGGAGAAACACCUCCUUAAAGUUGGGGGGUUUAAAGCUACCUACAGAAUGUUCUCUAAUAAAUGUUGGUUUAAUUCGCUACAGAUAGUUUUCAAUAAAAAUACUGGUGCAUCAUUUUCAUAAAAGAUGUAUACCGCUGAUCUUUGAUCAGUCAGUAUUGAUGAAUAAGAACAUCUGUAGCUCAUUAACUCACUACAUGAUACAUCGAUCAUUGAGAUUCUGAACUUAUAAACACUGAAAUGUAAAGUCUUAAUGAUUAUAUAUACACACAAUGCAACAUGAACUGUGGUUAAAAGACUAUAUAAAACUAGAAAAGUAUUAUUGUAAUCAUGUUUUUUUCUCAUUCUGUCCACUUUCAAGUCACACAAAUGCCUAUUGCGAUAUAAUUAGAAUUCUUUAGUGAAAAUAAGAACAUAUAUGUAUAAAAAUAGUGAUCAUACUAUCCAUUCUGCUGUAUUGUCAUUACACUGGAGCGUGUUUGUGCAAAAGAUGUCAGAAGAACACGUGCCGCUCUGAACAUGUGAUGACUGAAGCCUGACAGGACCGAGCAUCUGGAAGCUUCAUGUUGGUUUUCAUAGUUUUUACUACAUUAAAGCCAAAUGACCUGAGUUCAUGGGGGAAGUGGUUAGAAGUCAUUUACAGAGCUAAUAUGUUGAACUAGCGAAUGGCAGUGUACAUUAUGAACAUAACAUGUAUUCAAGACAAGCCUUUAUUUUUAUACAGUGAUGUAUAAGAGCACAAAGCAGUGAGUUUAACCAUGAUGGAUUGUACCGGGGGCCAAACGCGUCAUCAUGUAUGCAGUAGACCUGACCUGUGGACGUGGAUGUACAGUGUGCACUUGUAUUCUCCAUAUUUAUGUUUAUGGAAAAGCUUUGUAUAACAUUUUCAAUUAAAAGAUAAAUUAUCA